UCUCCCACAGACACACAACGGGGCCGAGAGCUGCCUCUGGAUCUGGAAGCGGGCAUCCUUGGAUUCUGCUCUUAGCACGGGCCCACCGCACGAAAACUUAACGGGACGACAAUGGUGCACGCCUCGGCGGCUGAAUCCGUGGCUCCUGGUGGUUUAGGGGACCGGGAAUUGUGGUCAUUGUGACAUUCACUUGCACGCUGGUGUUGAGUUUAUUGUUCUGGUCCUAGACGCAGAGCAGCGAUUCUCCGAGAAGAUGUUGAGCCGAUUUAUGAGUGGCAGCAUCAGGAAUCUUGAGCGGGAAUACAGCUGCACCGUCAGACUGCUGGAUGAUACGGAAUAUACGUGCACCAUUCAGCGGGAUGCAAAGGGACAGUAUCUGUUUGACCUCAUUUGCCAUCACCUCAACUUGCUGGAGAAAGACUAUUUUGGCAUCAGAUAUGUAGAUCCAGACAAGCAGCGGCACUGGCUGGAGUUCACCAAAUCAAUUGCAAAGCAAAUGAAAUCUCAGCCUCCAUUUACCAUGUGUCUGAGAGUCAAGUUCUACCCUCCUGAGCCUGCUGUUCUCAAGGAGGAAAUCACUCGAUAUCUCGUCUUCCUGCAAAUCAAGAGAGACCUCUACCACGGUCGGCUCCUGUGUAAAACCUCGGAUGCGGCCAUGCUGGCUGCCCAUAUCCUUCAAGCUGAGAUUGGUGAUUACGACCCUGGGAAGCACCCUGAAGGUUACAGCUCCAAAUUCCAGUUCUUCCCUAAACAUUCGGAGAAGCUGGAGCGCCGGAUCGCAGACAUACACAAGACAGAGCUGAUUGGACAGACACCUGAAACAUCAGAGCGAAAUUUCCUGCAGAAAGCCCAGAUGCUGGAGACAUAUGGUGUUGAUCCGCAUCCAUGCAAGGAUGUGUCUGGGAACCCAGCUUUCCUCGCCUUCACACCAUUUGGUUUUGUGGUGCUCCAGGGAAACAAGAGAGUUCAUUUUCUCAAAUGGAAUGAGGUGACCAAACUGAAGUUCGAAGGCAAGACGUUCCACGUGUAUGCAAAUCAGAAGGAGGACGAAAAGAUCAUCUUGACAUACUUUGCGCCCACGCCGGAGGCAUGCAAACACCUUUGGAAGUGUGGUGUGGAGAACCAAGCUUUCUAUAAGCUUGAGAAGUCAAGUCAGGUUCGAACAGUGUCCAGCAGCAACCUGUUCUUCAAGGGCAGCCGUUUCCGUUACAGUGGGCGAGUGGCAAAAGAGGUGAUGGAGCAGAGUGCCAAAAUCAAACGCGAACCUCCAGAAAUACACAGGGCUGGCCUCGUGCCCAGCAGAAGUUGUCCAUCUAUCACCCACGGGCCUCGCCUCAGCAGUGUACCGCGCACGCGUCGGAGAGCUGUACACAUAUCCAUCAUGGAGGGUCUAGAGUCAUUGCGUGACAGUGCCCAUUCUACACCGGUGCGUUCAGUGUCCCACGGGGAAUCUUUCAUGCCACGCUCCCGGAGCCAGGCCACAGACGCCAGCGAGAGGACUGCGGUGAUCUCAGACGAGGCCUACAGCCCCUCCAUCAGCGUCCUGCCCACCCCGGUAGCCGAGCACAGCAUGGAGCUGGCCACUUCUCGCCAGAUUAACGGUGCACCUUGCAGCAUCGAGGAGGAGAAGGAGUCUGAGGCAGGCACCCCCAUGCGCGGGGAGGGGGUUGAUUUUGGUGCGGACGGUAGAUCUGCACAGGAAGGUGCAGGAGGGAACUCAACCCUCAGCGAGGUGGAACAGGUGAAUAAAUUUGUCUUAAGUGUCCUCCGUUUGCUCCUUGUGACCAUUGGACUCCUCUUUGUCUUGCUCCUCCUCCUCAUCAUCCUCACUGAGUCAGACCUUGACAUUGCAUUUUUACGUGAUAUCCGCCAGACCCCCGAAUUUGAGCAGUUCCAUUACGAAUACUUUUGUCCCCUCAGGCGGUGGUUUGCCUGCAAGCUCCGCUGGGUGGGCGGGUUGCUCAUUAACAAGUGAGAGUGAGGUCGUAGAGUUCGUAAGCCCAUUCGGGGGUCUGAGAUGACGGUUAAGACUCCGGAGUGAUGGAGGGCAGCUUCGUCCCAACCAUGAACCCUGCUUCUCUCACCAUCCUCCUGCAGGCAUACAGCUUGGACCACUCCUGGUAACACCGGGGCCCAGGAUCUCUCUUCCCCUCCUCCACUUUGAGUUAACCCCCCAACCACCUCCUCGUUUCGCUUGUUUUCGUCCUCUUUUUUUUUCCUACAAAGUCAGAAGACAUGUUUUGCAUUUUUUAUUUUUAUUUCAAGUCAUUUCAGGUAUUUUAUUUUUUCAAAUAACACAAAGGAAAUUUUUUUUAACUGAAAUCAAAGAACUGAAGAAUUUUAAACAGUUCCUUUUAUAGGAACGGAAGAUUUUGUUGCAACAGAUGAACGUUGACAUCAUUUAUUUAUUACUUUUAAACAUGUAUUUGCAUAAGAAAAGGUGAAGAGGUGAUGGAAAGUAAUCGAGGAAGUUGAUUUGUCAUUAACAAAUGAAGAUGGAAGUGAGUUAUGUUAGAGUCGAUAGGGUUGAUGCUGUGAAGUAUACUCUAUGUGAGGCAAAGUAGUGUAACAUCUUUUGAUAUUGAUUCAUCCCCAUCAGACAAACAGAAGAUUCACCUCAUCAGGAAAAACAGAACAACCUGACGGGAAGUGACUGAAUAGUGAAGGUUCAUGAGAGAGUUCAGAGAAUAGAUUACCAAAUGCCUUGUUUUGAGAAUGUCGAUGUCUGUUGGCAGUUUUGAAUUUUGAGGAUAGUUUUAAGACACAAUUACACUUUAGUAUACAUGGGUGUACAAAGUAAACUGGCGAAGGUCAAAGUUGUUUUUUCUAACAUUUUCUAAGGAUACAGUAAAAUAAACCAGAACCAAUAGUGUUAUGUGACCCAGUAGUGUCAGAUGCGUUUAGAGAAAUAUUCAUGGCGAGCAAAGAUUCACUGGCAUCAAUAGAUAAUAGUCUAGAUAGAUGUGCAAUGCUCAUAUGGUUUAAUAAUUAAGUACUUUUGAAUGUGCUCAUUUGUUCAGUUGUUCUCUUAUUUCUCCAAUUAAUUUGAUUUGCAUUCUUUCAUCAAGUUGAAAUUCAAUGAAUUUCAAUAAUUUCUUUGUAUGAAGAGUUUAUGAUUUAUUUUGGUUUCAUCAACCUUGCUCUUAGGUUUAUGUAUCAUACUAUAUUAUUAUUAUUAUUAGAAUAAGAAUAAUGAUGUACUUUUUGUACAAAUUAGUUUGUUUCCUAAUAUAUAUUGACAGGUUUUUCAUGUAUAUUUUAACAGAACUGAAAUGUUAUUUUGUUAUGGAAGAUUAAAUUAUACCUUUUUUAGCGCUGUGUUUCAAGUAAGGUCCGAAGAAUUUAUAGAAAUGUGGAAGGGGGAGGGGCUAAAAGAAAACAGGGUUUUUAUCCAGAUCCACUCAACACUGAUCACACCUCAUUGCUCCACCAGCAGUGAAUCAGCCUUCAACAUGUAUUUUUACAGAAUGGCAUCUGGAGGUAUCAUUUUUACCAUCACAAAUACCAAAUAAUCCAAAAACACAUUUUCACUUUUCAUAACUUUGCCACAUCUUGUUUUACUUGAAGAGUUUGGAGAGAUGACUGUGAGCCUGACCGAUGCACACGGCAUAUCUUCACACUAAAAUGCAUUUACAAAUGUAUGAAACAAACAAAACUAGAGCUGAAACGAUUAGUUAAUCGAUUGACAGAAAAUGAAUUGGCAGCUAUUUUGAUAAAUAAAUAAAUUGUCACAUAAAUCGUAACAAUUUCUGUUUUUUCGGCAUUUCCAUUUCUGCUUUUCUCUGCUGUUUUGUCACUUUGGGUUCUGAAAAACGGAGAAUAAUGGGCAAUUUUCACUAUUCUCUGACAUUUUAAUUUUUUUUGGACUGUUAAUCGAGUAAUCUAGAAAAUAAUGGGCAGAUUAGCCGAUAAUGAAAAUAAUCGUUAGUUGCAGCCCAAAGCAAAACACUUUACUUCACUAAUAAAUUAAAAAUGAACAGUUAAAUAGGACUGGAAACAGAACCCCUUUUGGUGAAGGUAACAACGGAGAUUUCUUGACAAAACUAUGAUGACAGUUCCUGAGGUACCUCAUGCACUUUUUUCUGAAUUUUGUACUUCAGUUACUUUCUUCCCUUAAUUUUCAUAUCAGCCAAAAUGAAAGCAGAUACCAACAUAUCUGUGAUAAGCCAAUAUCGGCGAAUAAUACCUCUUAGAUUUGUCGUCAGGCUCUAGACUCUUCUGCCUCACAGCUCCAGGGAGCAAUAACUGUCACGGCUGCUGGAUUCUGGGUAAAAUCCGUUUUUGUUUUUUUCUGUUUUAUUGCGUGUCUACCUCCUGUACCAAGUGCAGGUGUAAGUGUGUCUGUGUGAUAGGAAUGGAAACAAGAUUCAAGGUGAUAGGGGUGGAGGUUUAGACAGAGAGGAGUAAAAAAAGUGAAUUUUUCAUCUUUUGCAAAAGGCGAGAAGGAGUUAGAGGAAGGAAAAAAAGAAAAGUAUGAAAUGAGAGUAGAGAAGAGCGAGGGAUUUCAGAGGCCUCCGAGAGAGGUCGAGGUGAUCAGUCUGCUUCUUGGAAAGUGGGAUUUUAAGAAAAAUUGGGAAUGGAAGACACUUGGUGACUCAUCACUCUAAUGGCUGUACAGGGUUGCUUGUUUUAAGGCCUGCUAUUUCAAACGCCACACUCUCAUACCAGCACCUGCAGCUGCUCCACUGAAGGCUGAAUGGUGCUACCUACUUUGUUUGCUCCUGUGUAAUCUGAGCUUUGCUAAAUUGUAGUCCUGACCACAGAGUAGCAUGCACGUUGUUAUUGUGGCUGGAUCCACUCCUGUAGCUCAUUAUCUCCUACAAACCGCUGUUAUCUGUGGAGGAGAGGGAGCAGCAUCAAACCAUUAGAGCUACGUUGGCAAGAAACCUGUCACAUAAAGUGUAGGAGCUCAUUUAUGUCAUGCUAAUCAUUUUUAACUCAGAUAACAGCCAGAAAAAAAAAUGAUGAUCCAGAUGCAAAGAUGAAGCACAUUUCACCUAACAGCAGGUAGAGCAGGGCGGGUUGACUUUUUUUUUGGUGUAUGAUCAUACUUCACAUUUAUUACUUCUUUACUGACAUAAAGGUCGACAUGACUGGCCCUGUCCAGCCAGGAUGAGUUAUUAGGACACCUUUUAAAGGUCAGUCGGCAAAGGUGUUUUUCAUACAUCUAUCAGCAUUAUGUAGCUUCAGUGGUCUCUCUGAGCAUGCACCAAUUACAUUUUUUUUAAAGGCAGCAUUAUUCAAGGAGCAAUAAUUAGCUGUGAGAGCAAAAAUAUGUUAUUUAAAAACGUAUACGAAAACCUAAGGAAGUCAAAUAUGUCCUUUCUGUUUCUAGAAAACCACUUACCAAAACUGCUGUUGUGCUGACUCUAACAAUAAUGUGACCACUGAGACACUUAGUUACCGUUGCAUUUAUGAAUAGCCUAACCUUUUUUUAUAUAUAUAAAAAUCUAUUUUCCUUAGAGACCUCUUGUGUGGAUGUUUGUUCUGCUGUUUUCUUUGCUGUUUCAUUGUUAAGUGACGGAUUGUUCCCUGUGCCUGGAUCCUAACUCUGCAGUUUGGCAAAGAUGAAGGAAUGGAGAACGAAAGACACAACAUCCAUAACAACUGUACUACUGACUGCUCCAUUCUUAAAUUCCCCAGGCCAAGAGGGGAAAACAGUGUUCUCCUCUGUGUCGAACUGUUUGUAAUGUACAGCAGGCAGCCCGAAAUCUGUCUUAAUUUGUCUCUACAGGCGUUUUUUCCUGUAACAAAGCUGACUUUUUUUUUUGCGAUUUUAGUUGCCGUGUCAUGUUUACAUAUUUUACAGUUCUUUUACCUCAUGGGAUAUGGCUACAGUUCUGGCCAGAUGUGUGACUUUUGAUGAACGGGAAUAACAAUAAGUCAGAAACAGCUCGUCCUUCCCGGUAAAGCAGUAGUGAAGGUACAGCCUUGCAAAAAGCCCACAAUGUGGUGCACUGGAAGAUGAAGCAUCUUGUGUUCAGUACACAUGGGAUGGACUCAAUAACAGAAACACCCGCAUGGUACACUGUAAUUCCAUAUAACCAAGCAGAAAAUCCCACAUUUGUCAAAUAACAUUUUUACAAAGGCAGUGUCAGAGAUGUUUCAGGUAAUUUCUGAGGUAUUUUGUGCCGUUAUUGUAUUGGGCUGAACUUUACUGUGAGGUGUUCUUGUUAUUUUGUCUACUCCCUGUGUUUUGCUACACAUUUUCAAUCAUCAAUCAUGUGUGAUGCAAUCAUCAGAUAUCCUAAUAGAAAAGUCUCAAGUUUCAAACAUUGUCAAUAGCUCUCCAGCAACAUAAUUUUGUAAGGUUUAUGAUAAUUAUGUGAUGAAAAAGAAUAACAAACAAUUGAACUUUAAUCAAAACCAAGUGACAUACACAAUUGGCUUCCUAAAAUUUAUUCCUGGCCAAAAUCCCUGUGUGCCCAUGUGAAACUGAAGGGUCAAUAGAUGAAACUAGCUAUAACCGAGGACAUCUUGAUCUGCUUUUUGCCCAUUUGCCUGCCUCCCAGUGGACAGACCCUUACAUGACCGUGCAUACACCUCAAUAAGUGUUUAUGCAUAGCCAUGUCUGGUGGUGUGUUAUGAAGUCUGCAUAGUUCUAUCCUGGGAUUGGAGAUUGCUGUUUAAUUACGUUAUAUAUACAAGUAUAUAUAUAUAUAAAUCCAUGUGCCAAAUCCAGUUCUUGUUCAGCCCGAUCCAUUCCGAACCCAUGUUUGUACUGUAGGUAACCUUCUGUACAAGUCAGUAUAAAAUAUUGUUUCUCUCCAAUAGUCCCUUGUAACUGGUGCCAUUAAAUAAAACUAUUCAAACUUGAAAUAAACAUUGAUUAAAAUGU
Molecule: messenger RNA, 6838 nt
Organism: Micropterus salmoides (largemouth bass)
Lineage: Eukaryota; Metazoa; Chordata; Actinopteri; Centrarchiformes; Centrarchidae
Product: FERM domain-containing protein 5
Exons: 14
Coding region: 254-1975 (573 amino acids)
Cellular component (GO): cytoskeleton
Source: RefSeq, a predicted model, not a curated record